This is a messenger RNA of Dibothriocephalus latus, 249 nucleotides long. The record is from the annotation of a GenBank genome assembly. NCBI's taxonomy places the organism in Eukaryota, Metazoa, Platyhelminthes, Cestoda, Diphyllobothriidea, Diphyllobothriidae.
AUGAUCUAUCUAUGGGCCUCUUCUGGGUGCACUUUCGCCACCAUAAUCUGCGGCUUCGCUGUCAUUGACAAGUUUAUUAUCUUUGGCGCCUUUCGUACCCGCCUCUGGACAGGCCACGCUUCCUGGGAUGAAGUGUUGGAUCUCUACGGUCGCGGGCUCGGACUUUCCCCAGUGGAAGUACUAACGCCUGAAAGUCUAAACGUCAUGCUUUCGGCACUGGUUCUACACUUCGUCGACAGACGUGAGUAA